AUGCCAAGAAAAGGUCUAGGUAUUAAAACUAAAAAGGCAAUUCAAAAAAAGCAAGAUAUUAAUAAAAAGGAUUUAGAUGAAAGUCAAAGCCAGUCUACGGAUAUUGAACGUAGAUCUAAACAACCAUUGAACACUACCCCAAUUCUAUCUAGUAAACAUAAUUCUGAAGCUGAAAGCUUUUCAUCCAAUAUUAGCAGCACUUCUGGCCAACAUGCUUCAGAAGUUAGUACCCAAGCAACCCAAGCAGCUAAUUCAGAUCCUGAUAAUGAUGUCUUUAAUAAAUCACAAUCUCAAUACACACAAUGCAUCCAACAUGCUUCAGAAGUUAGUACCCAAGCAACCCAAGCAGCCAAUAAUGAUGUCUUCAAUAAAUCACAAUCCCAAUGCACACAACGUGCUUCAGGAGUUAGUACCCAAGCAACCUAA
Messenger RNA from Racocetra fulgida, 426 nucleotides. The record is from the annotation of a GenBank genome assembly. NCBI's taxonomy places the organism in Eukaryota, Fungi, Glomeromycota, Glomeromycetes, Diversisporales, Gigasporaceae.